CUGGUGGACAGCACGACAACCAAGCCACCUCCCUCCAGGGCACGUACAUCAGGCGAAACGUCUUUGUAGAAGUGAUUUUGUAUGGCCAUGGAUAUGUCGUCUGAGUCGACCAUCGACUCGUAUACCUAUUCAUUUGAAGAGUACUCGGCAGAGGUCGCGCUUGAUGCCGUCAACAGUGGCACCGCGGCUUCUGGCAGAGGUGCCAGUCACGGCAGCCAUCCGCAUCGGCGGAAGGCCUCCCACGCGCACAUCGGCUCGCAGAGCACUGUCUCACAUGGCCUCAAGGUGGAUGUGGCUGGAACCAAGGGCUCGCAUCCCGAGCGGGCAUUGGACUCGCCAGCCGAGUCGCCGUGGUGGCGGAGAGCCGGGGCCAAGUCGACCGGGGCCUUUGUGCCUGAGCCUGCGGCCAAGCCGGACAUCCCGUCGCUGCCGAUGGUCGAGGCCGGAGCCGGUGCGGGUGAGAACAACCUGACAUGGCGCAAUGUCCAAUACUCGGUCGUCUCCAACGAGAACGGUGAGCAGCUGCCGAUCUUGCACGGGCUGUCCGGGACGGUGGCGGCUGGACAGACGCUGGCCAUCCUCGGCCCGUCGGGCUCGGGCAAGACCUCGCUGCUCAACAUCCUUGGCGGGCGCGUGACCGAGAACGUGAUCGGAGACGUGGCGCUCUCGGGCACACCGGUGACCAAGGUCUCCCGGCGCAAGGUUGGGUACGUCCUGCAGGAGGACUACCUGUUCUCGGAGCUGAGCGUGAGCGAGACACUCGAGUUUGCGGCCGCGCUUUCGCUCCCGGGCUCCCUCACCGACGCGGAGCGGAGCGCGCGGGUGGAGGCGCUGGUGGCAGACUUGCGGCUCUCGGCCUGCAUCAACACCCGCAUCGGCUCCCAGUUCAAGAAGGGCGUGUCUGGCGGCGAGAAGAAGCGGACCAACAUUGCGGUCGAACUGCUGAACAACCCGGCCGUGCUUCUUCUCGACGAGCCGACGUCGGGCCUCGACGCGGCGACAGCGCUUCUACUCAUCAAGCUGCUGCAGCGGCUGGCGGUCUCGCGCUCGCAGGCCGUCAUCACCACCAUCCACCAGCCGUCGUCGCAGAUCUGGGCGCUCUUCGACUAUGUACUUGUGCUUGACAAGGGGCACACGGCAUACUUUGGCCCGGCGGCCGACAUGAUCGACACCUUUUCCACCAUCGGCAUCACCUUUCCGCACCACUAUAACCCGGCCGAUUUUGUGCUCGAGGUUGUCUCGCACGCCACCGACGAGGCGAGGACCAAGGUUCGUGCGCUCGGCCAGUCGUGCAUUCCGCACGCCAGCAUUGACAUGCGGCUCGCUGCCAUCGACACUGGUAGGUCGGGCUCGUCGUCGCCGCGCAACCGCUCGAGCAGCGACCAGUACGAGGCAUCGUGGCUGCGGCAGAUGUGGCUCCUCGCCAAGCGGGCGUUCAAGCAGAACCGCGGCGACGUGCUCUCGCCGGUCAACUUUGGCCAGAUCCUGACCCUCGCUGUUGUCUCGGCAGUCAUCUGGUGGCAGAUCGACGACACCGAUGCCACCAUUCACGACCGAGUCGGCCUUCUCUUCUUUGCUACCAUCUUCUGGGGCUUCUUCCCGCUCUUUCACUCGAUGACCACCUUUACCAUCGAGCGCGGCAUCGUCAAGAAGGAGCGCGACGCCGGCAUGUACUCGUGCUCGGCGUACUUUGUGGGCAAGACGCUCGCCGAGACGCCGAUCCAGCUCCUGCUGCCGGCCAUGUGGAUCACCGUCGUCUUCCCGUCGGCUGGCCUCUCGUCCGAGUUCUCGGCCUACCUUGUCUCGCUCCUUCUUCUUCUUCUCCACGUCGUCGCCGGGCAGUCUGUCGGCCUCAUUGUUGGCACUAUCUUUGUCAACGUGACCAAGGCCAUGACCGUCGCCGGCACUGCGCUCCUCACUCUCAUGCUCAUCUCCGGCUUUUACGUCAAGACCGACAACCUUCCGUGGGAUUGGCUCCGUGGCCUCCAGUACCUCUCCAUCCUCAAGUAUCACUGGGAGGCACAGGUUGUCAACGCCAUUGCCGGCCAGACUUUUGCUUGCGUCGACGCCGCCAACCCGUCGGCCGACUUUGCCGUCUGCCCGGUCACCGAGUCGGCCAUCCGCAACUUUUACGACUUUGACGUCGAGCCGUGGGCCAACGCCAUGGUUCUUCUUGGCUUUGCCAUCCUUGCCCGCCUAGGCGCGUACGGCAUUCUCCGCCUCCGCGGCGUUUAA
This is a messenger RNA of Thecamonas trahens ATCC 50062, 2235 nucleotides long. RefSeq lists its product as uncharacterized. Bases 82 to 2235 code for a protein of 717 amino acids. Gene Ontology annotation, molecular function: ABC-type transporter activity; ATP hydrolysis activity; ATP binding. Gene Ontology annotation, cellular component: plasma membrane. The transcript has a single exon. The record is from RefSeq and is a predicted model, not a curated record. NCBI's taxonomy places the organism in Eukaryota, Apusomonadida, Apusomonadidae.